GGAGGAGGCUGAGAGGCAGCAGAAGUGCAGCUGAGCCAACCCGCCUUCCUCGACAUCUGUGGGGCGCAGCAGCGCAGUGAUCUACUCCACUCCAAGCAAUCUUCUAUUCCUGCAGCUUCUUGAUCCUCAGCACUUAACAGCUCUGACCAGCAUGAAAGACGAUGUCAGUAUUCUGGAACCGUUCUUGGAGGAUGGAGACUACAGCAACCUUAUACCUGUACAGAGAGUCUCAUGCAGAGACAAGCUGUGGGGAAUUCUUCCACAACGUUCUGCAGCAUCAUGUCUCGACUUAUGGAGCCGCUUUGAUUAUGGCAUGGCCUGUUUUUCCCACAAGCCUUUAAAGGAAAAGGCCACUAUGACUGAGGCCACUGGGUCUCCAGUCAAGAGAACAAUCUGGGCUUUGCUUAUGAUUCUCAUCUUCUUGGCCAUUGUGCUAAUCGUGAUGAGUGUUGUCUACAUCUGUUUCAUUUGGUGUCCAUGGAGCCAACCAACGCAAGCUGAAGUUGGCAGGAUCAGAGGGUGGGAGAACAUAACAGAGGUCAUCUCAGUUGUACCAGAAAAGCUCAGUGUUGCGACGCUUCUCAAAGCCCAGAGCGAAGAACCACCUUGGGGAGCUGUGAGGAAUUGCUUAGACAAAGCUGUUCUGAAGUUCUCGGAAGAGCCAGAUGUGUUGAAAAAGAAUGCCAGGAUGGUCCUUCAGUGUAAUGGAACAAGGCGGGAGUUCCUAUCUGGAGAAGGGGGAAAUGACAUUGAAGUAGUCUGGAUCAAUGGCAGGGCAGAAUAUCUUGUGCAUGAAGCCAGCCUUGAAGUCCGUGUGGCAAGGCUUGGCCAGCAUCCGUUGCCACUGAAUCUCACCACCAUUAUUGGAGUCCGCCAGGAUCUGGCUGUCCACGGUGCUUUGGAGGAGCUACAGGGCUGCCUUGAUAAGGUUGUGCAGGAAUUUCCCUAUGAGCCUAUCGUGGUUCAGAACAGUGCCAAAUUGGUGAUAUCAUGUGGGGCAGACCUGAACUUUGUAUCCGGUGAGCAGCAAACCGAGAUCGUUGUGUACAGAGAAAACAACACAAAUGGGGAGAUUCAGUAUCAGGUGAAAGCUACUGGGUGGGCUUGGUUGGUGAGGUUUUUUACAAGAGGCUCCAUUUAGCUCCAUGAUUGAUGGUGAACGAUGGCUUGGGCAGGUAGUCAAGGAGCUAGGAUAGUUGGAGUUAAUUAUAAAGCGGAAAGAAAAAGGGAGCCAACCCCCCCCCCCCCAAAUACUUGCCAAAUAGACAAGGAAGAACACAAUGUGAUCUUAAAUUUCUGUUGUAUUAGUACUCAACCAGAUUAAUGCAAUAAUACAUUCAUAAACAAUCAUUAAUUCUGUCAUAUAAAAUGCGUACUUUGCAUCAGAUUCAUUCAUAAGUAACCGGAACCUUUCAUGAAUGAUUUCAGUUAAAUGCCACAAAGGGCUUAAGGAAAACACAGUUCGUCUGGGACAAAAAUGACUGGCAGCUUAUGUCCUCCAGUGUGUUAAUAUUUCUUAAGCGGACCGACACAUAGUUCUUAGCCCUCACAUCCAAGUCAUCAAGCAAAUUCUUCGUUAGAUGCUACUUGGUAUCGUGAUCACAAUGUAACACCUAGUAUGGAGAUGUCACGCCCACAGAAAAAUUUCGCAGCAAUUGCCGAAGUGCUUAAGUAUAUAGUUCCAGCUGUUACAUUCGUGUAAACUUGUGCAAAGUAACGCAUACAAACAGUAAUAUGCACUGUGUUUUACAAGAGCUCAUGACGCUCUUGUUAUUGGUGUCCAACCAAUUCUUCUAAAACACGCAGUCUUCAGCAAUGUACAGCAAUCUUCAAUGAUAUGCAAAACGCUAUGCGCUACGAGCGUUUUCGGUUCUUCGUCAGUGCUAAAGUGCUUACAUGCAAUAAUUUAACGCAAGUGCAUUUUUUUAUCUAAAAUACAAUACAAAAAUCUAUUAAGAAUGUUUACAAAAAUGUUUUAAAUUUUUUAAAAAUAUAAUUAAUUAUACAUAUGGGCAGGUAGUCAAGGAGCUAGGAUAGUUGGAGUUAAUUAUAAAGCAGCAUCUUGCCUUCAAAUGUGCAGAGUCUGGGGAAGGGCAGUCAAAUUAGUUCAGUCUUCAUCAGUACCCAUUCAUUGCAUGGUGGGCAAUAGUAAGAGGUUCAGAGGUAGUUAUUUAGCAGUUCACUGAUUCAGCAUUCUAUUCCAUGAUGUCUUGGAAUCUCAGUGUGAACUUUUGCAGAAUCUCAAGUUAAAGUUUGCAGGCUUUUUAAACUAAUGGUUUUUGCAUGUAAUCAAUCAGGAAAAUAAAUGCUAGAAAACUAAAUAUAUAUUGUAUUGGCUAAGGCUCACUAAAAGUUCACUUCUACCCACUAAGUAGCGUUUAUUAAAAUGUUACUUAUGGAUGAAAAUCCACAGGUUGCAGAAGGAAUCGCAAAGUUAUGUAUAGCAGCUUGCACAAUCUGUCAGACUGUUGGGUAAUAAUGUAGAAUGUAAGUUUUAGCGUUAUUACUUUUUUAAAGACUGUAUGUAAAUUUUCAGUCUCUGUGUUAAUAUUUUGGGUUCUGCUGGAGGGAUCUUUGGAGAACUGUGCAGGUCUACAAAUUCAUAAAGAUUUAUUUGAUUUCCAUUAAUUCAGUGCUUCAUGAAUAACCUAUAGUGUUUGAAAAUGUUAUUUUGCUGUUAUAACCUAUCAGGUGCAGUGCCUGUAAGGAUAUUGUAGAAAAUCAAUACAGGUCAAAUGCAUCAGAGUUUUUUUGACGUGGGGAGGAAGAAAGAAGGACACGUUGACAUUUUUAGGCAUUAGUGUAAGAUGCUUGCUGAUCCUAAGGUUAAAGAUUCUUGGGAGGUUCAUCACUAAGAUCUCGUUUGACCGUCCUUUUCUUUCUCCAGAGCCAAAAUACUGCACUUUCAAUAUUUUUGCUCUUUAUUCAUGUGGUUUUAGCCUAUGAGUGUGAUUGUUUUAGCCUAUGAGUGUGAUCGUUUGUUUCAAAAUUCAAUGAAUGUAUACAUUUGGACAGUUCAGACAAUAUACUAAUUUAACACUUUUCUCUACAACCAGUAAUCCAACUGAAUAGAACUCUUAAGUACUUCCAAUAAAUGCUUAAAUUCUUA
Messenger RNA from Sphaerodactylus townsendi, 3109 nucleotides. RefSeq lists its product as uncharacterized. NCBI's taxonomy places the organism in Eukaryota, Metazoa, Chordata, Lepidosauria, Squamata, Sphaerodactylidae. The transcript is spliced from 3 exons. The coding region runs from base 152 to 1141 and encodes 329 amino acids. The record is from RefSeq and is a predicted model, not a curated record.